Messenger RNA from Octodon degus (degu), 3113 nucleotides. It is a transcript of the gene Fes, whose product is annotated as FES proto-oncogene, tyrosine kinase. The coding region runs from base 457 to 2925 and encodes 822 amino acids. Gene Ontology annotation, molecular function: ATP binding; non-membrane spanning protein tyrosine kinase activity. Gene Ontology annotation, biological process: regulation of mast cell degranulation; cell adhesion; chemotaxis. NCBI's taxonomy places the organism in Eukaryota, Metazoa, Chordata, Mammalia, Rodentia, Octodontidae. The transcript is spliced from 19 exons. The record is from RefSeq and is a predicted model, not a curated record.
CCUUGGGGAAUCCAGUGGGGUGGGAGGGCCAGUACUGGUUUCCCCUUUCCUCCACUGGGUGCUGUGACCCCAUCGUUCACAAACGUGAGUUGGCUGCCCUGAGCCAGACCCCUGUGCCCACUCGGCCUGCUCAGGCCUCUUCUACAGGGUCCCAGGACUCACCGGCCCUGGGGAAUGAGUGCCUGCCAGGCAGGCCUCCGGUCCUCUCCCUGGCCAUUCUUCCGCGGCCUCCUCCUCCCUUCCGUUUCCGAGGGAGGGAAGCUGCUGUGACCCAGCGUGGGGUAGAGGGGCGGUGGGGCUCGCCCGCCCCUUCCCCUCCGAGGCCCGCCCUGGCCUGGGCCAACUGAAACCGCGGGAGGAGGAAGCACCCAACCAGGAACUGGCCGCGGUUGUUGGGGCCUGAGUUGGUCCACAGCCGCCCAGAAGCAGGAGCAGCUGCUUGCAAGGAACACAACCAUGGGCUUCUCUUCGGAGCUGUGCAACCCCCAGGCCCACGGGGCAGUGCAGCAGAUGCAGGAAGCUGAGCUUCGCUUGCUGGAAGGCAUGAGGAAGUGGAUGGCCCAGCGGGUCAAGAGUGACCGGGAAUAUGCAGGGCUGCUCCACCAUAUGUCCCUGCAGGAUGCUGGGGGCCAGAGCCGGAACAGUGGUCUGGACAGCCCGGUUAGCCAGUCCUGGGCCGAGAUCACCAGCCAGACGGAGGGGCUGAGCCGAGUGCUGCGGCAGCAUGCGGAAGACCUGAACUCGGGGCCGCUGAGCAAGCUGAGCCUGCUGAUCCGAGAGCGGCAGCAGAUGCGCAAGACCUACAGUGAGCAGUGGCAGCAAUUGCAGCAGGAGCUCACCAAGACUCACAACCAGGACAUUGAGAAGCUGAAGAGCCAGUAUCGAGCCCUGGCCCGGGACAGCACCCAAGCUCGGCGCAAGUACCAGGAGGCCAGCAAAGACAAAGACCGAGACAAGGCCAAGGACAAGUACGUGCGCAGCCUGUGGAAGCUCUUUGCCCACCACAACCGCUACGUGCUGGGCGUGCGGGCUGCGCAGCUGCAUCAUCAGCACCACCACCAGCUCAUGCUGCCCAGCUUGCUGCAGUCCCUGCAGGACCUGCACGAGGAGAUGGCGCUUGUGCUGAAGGAGAUCCUGCAGGAGUACCUAGAGAUUAGCAGCCUGGUGCAGGAUGAGGUGAUGGCCAUUCACCAGGAGAUGGCUGCCGCUGCGGCCCGCAUCCAGCCUGAGGCCGAGUACCAGGGUUUCCUACGACAGUAUGGCUCCACCCCAGAUGUCCCACCCUGUGUCACCUUUGAUGAGUCACUGCUUGAGGAGGGUGAGCUGCUGGAGCCUGGGGAGCUGCAGCUGAACGAGCUGACCGUGGAGAGCGUGCAGCACACGCUGACCUCAGUGACAGAUGACCUGGCAGGGGCCACCAACACUGUACUAAGCCGGCAGGAAGUGGUUAGCCAGCUACAGCGAGAGCUCCAGAAUGAGGAGCAGAACACCCACCCGCGGGAGCGGGUGCAGCUGCUGGGCAAGAGGCAGGUGCUGCAGGAGGCCCUGCAGGGGCUGCAGGUCGCACUGUGCAGCCAGGCCAAGCUGCAGGCCCAGCAGGAGCUACUGCAGACUAAGCUGGAGCAACUGGGCCCUGGUGAGCCCCCAGCGGUGCUGCUUCUGCAGGACGACCGCCACUCCACCUCCUCCUCGGAGCAGGAACGAGAGGGGGGAAGGACGCCCACACUGGAGAUCAUCAAGAGCCACUUCUCAGGAAUCUUCCGCCCCAAGUUUUCGCUCCCCCCACCGCUGCAGCUGAUUCCUGAAGUGCAGAAGCCCCUGCACGAGCAGCUCUGGUACCACGGGGCCAUCCCACGGGCAGAGGCGGCUGAGCUGCUUACAAACUCUGGGGACUUCCUGGUGCGGGAGAGCCAGGGCAAGCAAGAGUACGUGCUGUCGGUGCUGUGGGACGGCCUGCCACGCCACUUCAUGAUCCAGUCCUCCGACAACCUGUACCGCCUGGAAGGUGACGGCUUCCCCAGCAUUCCUUUGCUCAUUGACCAUCUACUUAGCUCGCAGCAGCCCCUUACCAAGAAGAGCGGUGUUGUCCUGUAUAGGGCAGUCCCCAAGGACAAGUGGGUGCUAAACCAUGAGGAUUUGGUGUUGGGUGAGCAGAUUGGACGGGGCAACUUUGGCGAAGUAUUCAGUGGGCGGCUGCGAGCUGACAACACACCAGUGGCAGUGAAGUCUUGCCGGGAGACGCUUCCUCCUGACCUCAAGGCUAAGUUUCUGCAAGAAGCCAGGAUCCUGAAGCAGUACAGCCAUCCCAACAUCGUGCGGCUUAUUGGUGUCUGCACUCAGAAGCAGCCCAUCUACAUUGUCAUGGAGCUGGUGCAGGGGGGCGACUUCCUGACCUUCCUGCGGACUGAGGGAGCCCGCCUUCGCAUGAAGACACUGCUGCAGAUGGUGGGAGACGCGGCUGCAGGCAUGGAGUACUUGGAGAGCAAGUGCUGCAUCCACCGUGACCUGGCUGCUCGGAACUGCCUGGUGACAGAGAAGAAUGUCUUGAAGAUCAGUGACUUUGGGAUGUCCCGGGAGGAGGCUGAUGGGAUCUACGCAGCCUCAGGGGGCCUCAGACAAGUCCCUGUGAAGUGGACUGCCCCUGAAGCCCUGAACUAUGGCCGCUAUUCCUCUGAGAGUGAUGUGUGGAGCUUUGGUAUCUUGCUUUGGGAGACCUUCAGCCUGGGGGCCCCGCCGUACCCCAACCUCAGCAACCAGCAGACACGGGAGUUUGUGGAGAAGGGUGGUCGCCUGCCCUGCCCAGAGCUGUGUCCUGAUGCUGUGUUCCGGCUCAUGGAGCAGUGCUGGGCCUAUGAGCCUGGGCAGAGGCCUAGCUUCAGCACCAUCUGCCAGGAGCUGCAGAGUAUCCGGAAGCGGCAUCGGUGAGACUGGGGUUCCUGCAGGCCAAAGUGUACCUCCUCUUGUGCAGCUCCAGCUCAUACUGAGAAACAGCACCCCACCGUCCUGGGCUCCUCCACCCCCACUGCUGCAGGGGCAGCCCCAGGUCUGCUCUGGACUCUGCUCCUGCUGGAGUGUCCUUCUUUAGGCAGAAAAAAUAAAACCACUCAGGCCCA